Papilio polytes (common Mormon) is the source of this 951-nucleotide messenger RNA. It is a transcript of the gene Or-14, whose product is annotated as odorant receptor 13a-like. Gene Ontology annotation, cellular component: plasma membrane. NCBI's taxonomy places the organism in Eukaryota, Metazoa, Arthropoda, Insecta, Lepidoptera, Papilionidae. Gene Ontology annotation, biological process: sensory perception of smell; detection of chemical stimulus involved in sensory perception of smell. Gene Ontology annotation, molecular function: odorant binding; olfactory receptor activity. The transcript has 5 exons. Bases 34 to 951 code for a protein of 305 amino acids. The record is from RefSeq and is a predicted model, not a curated record.
AAUAUUUAUUCUAAUUACUUCUUGUAGGUAAUCAUGAUGAACUACCACGAGAAGAAUGCUUUAAGUCUAAUAGAAGAAAUGAAUAUAGACUACGCGGUAUAUAACAAUCUACCCGUUCACCACCGCGCCAUCGUAGCCGAGGGUAUCAGAACGAGCCGGGUAUACGCAGAGCGUGGCUACAUCGCCUUCAUUUCCUUCUGCGUUCUCAAUUUCCCAUUCCUAGCAUCCGUCAUGAACACCUACAUCUUCCUUGCUAAAUCUGAACCACCGAAAUACUUCGCUCAUGACGUCGCCAUACCUUUCUUAGAACCGGAAGCUGUAUUCAUCUCUCCGUACUUUGAGAUAAUGACUGUCUACACAGCGUACUGUGCCUUCCUCUAUUUGGUCAAUUUUAUGGGAUAUGAUGCGUUUUUUGGGUUAUGCAUUAACCACGCGUGUCUCAAGAUGAGGCUGUUCUGCGCAGCUAUGGAGGACGCAAUGAAAUCGCAAACGGAGGAACAAAUGCGUGAACGCAUCUCUUUUGUUAUACAAAGUCAAUGCAGAGCGUUCAGCUACGUGGACAGGAUACAAGUAGUGUUCAACGUGUACAUUGGCAUUAUCCUAUUCGCUACCAUGAUACAAAUAUGCACCUGCAUGUACCACGUCACUGAGGGCUACGAACUAGAUCCCAAGUACAUAGUAUAUACACUCGGCACAAUAGCUUACAUCUACAUACCAUGUCGCUACUCUUCUAAGUUGAAAGAUGUGAGCUCCGAGACGGCGACGUUGCUGUACUGCUGCGGCUGGGAGGCGGUGCCGCAGCUGUGGCCGCGCAGAGCACUGCUCUACAUGAUACUGCGCGCGCAACGACCGAAGGAAAUCAUCGCGUUUAACAUGUUCGUCUUUGAUAUGGAACGAUUUGUUGCCAUACUAAAGUCAUCCUACUCAUUAUACACGCUGUUGCGAUCUUAA